AUAGGAAUCCUUGGCCCGCCGGGACAGCAGGCACCCCCUCCGUAUCCCGGCCAGAGCCCAGCAAGUCAGACAGUCAUGCAGCAGCCCACAACUCCCAUGUUCGUCUCCCCUCCACCAAAGACACAGAGGCUUCUUCAUUCUGAAGCCUAUCUGAAAUACAUUGAGGGGCUUAGUGCUGAAUCAAAUAGUAUUAGCAAGUGGGACCAGACCCUUGCAGCACGAAGACGAGAUGUCCACCUAUCGAAAGAACAAGAGAGUCGACUCCCUUCACACUGGUUGAAAAGCAAAGGGGCACAUACCACAAUGGCCGACGCGUUGUGGCGGCUGCGAGACUUGAUGCUACGAGACACCCUUAACAUCCGCCAGGCAUACAACAUAGAAAAUGUUUAGUCACGUAAUUGCUUCUUUCUUUGAUACCGGCGUAUAAGGAGUUUUGUGGAAAAAUAGCUGUUUUAGUUACUGGGUGGGGAGAGAUAACCAACAAUAAUUUCUAUUGCAUUUUACUGUACAUUGCAAAACCAUUUUUAUAUAAGGACACUUUUAAUAAGCAUAUUUCACUUUUUGUUAUAUUAAGUUGACUAUAUCAAAUACACAGAUUUUUGCAUAUGUUUCCUUUGUUUGAAAGGCGAUUUCAUAAUUGGUUAAGUGUAGUCAAGGAUUCAUCUUUCUUAUACUUUAUUGCUGAGAACCUGAUGCCAUUGUUUUUAUAUAAAAGAAGAAAAA
Messenger RNA from Mesitornis unicolor (brown roatelo), 723 nucleotides. RefSeq names its product protein polybromo-1-like. Gene Ontology annotation, biological process: chromatin remodeling. The annotation marks the transcript as partial. Gene Ontology annotation, cellular component: RSC-type complex. The record is from RefSeq and is a predicted model, not a curated record. Lineage: Eukaryota; Metazoa; Chordata; Aves; Mesitornithiformes; Mesitornithidae. The transcript is spliced from 2 exons.